GGUUCGCCUCGCUUAGCAAAAUAGGCCAAUUACACUCCAGGCCGGCGGCGGGACACGCCCACCUGCGCCAGGCCGCGCUUGCUCGGAGGGAGCCGCCGGUGCCGGCGGGAGUUUCAAGGCGGCCCGUCCCACGAGCGCCUCGGCGGCGGCUUCGAUCAGCCCCGGUUCCCUCGCCACGCGCAACCCCGGAGGAACAGUGAUUUGAUGCUCUGAUUUGGAUACAGGCAAAAGUUGCCAAGGCUACAUGAUGGAGAUGCAAGUGGACUCGGAACCUGCCAGCGUAAAAUGUGUAGGUGAUACCACCAGCCUCCUGCUAGAAGUGGAAGAAGACUACUUGCCAGCUUCCUCUCCUGAUGGCAACCCCAGGGCAGUUUCAGAUCAGGAUGGUGUCUUUUUAGAACCACAUGUUGAAAAAAGAGAAAGCUCUUUGGUGGCAACCUCAAAAGAAUCCGCUUACUAUCGAAGGUGGGAAUCAACCACCCCUGGUGUUUAUGUUCCUUCUGCCACCUGUUAUAGCACAGGCUCUGAAGGUAAGGUUCUGGACCUCUACUCUCUGGGGAAUUCUAAGGAUAGUCAUGGCUUAAAGUUGGAGAAUGAGGUGGAGGAGAAUUUCAUCAUUCUUGUUGACAUUUCUGAUGAUGAGAAUCUGCCACCCCAGCUGGAGAAAACUUUGUCUGAUGUUUCCAAGAAGUGUGGGGAUUCUUUCCAAGAUCUCCGUGGGCUUCAGGAACUUAAGCAGUUUCAUGUGGCUGGAAGUCCAUACUGGUGCUCCCUUUGUGGCAAAGAGUUUUUCCGUGCGGCUAACUUGCGAAUGCACAAACUAACCCAUUCUACAGAGAGGCCACACAAGUGCCCUGUAUGUAACAAGGGUUUCAUUCGCACUGCUGACGUUUGGCGGCAUCUCAGCAGCUUUCACAGGAUUGAGCGCUCCAGUGUAGUUUUGGGAAGUGCUAAUAUAAAGAAUUGCUGGUCUGUGGUGCAAGAGGAACCAGACAAUACUUUGAAUACUGGACAGUUGUUCUGUGCAGUCAGAAAACCCGAAGAGAGCUUAAAAAGCUACCUCUGUCCAAUAUGUAGCAAAAGUUUCAGUAAAUCUAACUUACUUUCAAAACACAAAGUGAUCCACCGGCAAGAUAAGCCGUACAAGUGCAAAGAAUGUGGCAUGGCCUUUGUCCAACUGGCAAGGUUGAAAAGGCACCAUCAGACCCAUACGGGAGAGCGCCCUUUCCACUGCGAAGAUUGUGGUAACACCUUUACCCGCCUGGGUUCACUAAAGCGCCAUCACCGUAUUCAUACUGGAGAAAAGCCCUAUUCCUGUUCCUACUGUAAUCUGUCCUUCUCAGAGUUGGGAACUCUAAGGAGGCAUGAACAGAUUCAUAUAGUAGUCCUGGCAUAGUGUAUAUGAUGCUGAGAUUUUGUUUUAAAAAAAGUUUCCUGCAAAUACUCAGAACCUGACGCUUGAACCUCUCCAAGUGAAAAGAUGACCCACUGAAUGCAGAAACUGCAGUAAAGCCCUCACAGUACAGUUACCAGAAAGUGUUGGUGGCAGUAUUAUUUUAAUAAACUCUUUUGAUUCCUUGACAAGUGGCAAUUUGCUUCUGCAAUUUAUGCUGCUACACUUGCACCGACUGGUGAGAAUGAAGACUCAUUCAACAGUGUAAUUCAACAGGGAUGCUGCAUCUACAAAUGUCAGCCAUCAUGAGGUGGCAGGCAACAUGGAUAUGUGCAUUGCCAUAGUAUCAAAGGCCUGAGAAAGCUUCAGGGUGAUUGUGUUACUCCUUUGAAAUAACAGCAGUAUUUCAAGCAUCUCUAUGAGAUGCUCACUUAUUCUUUUCUCAAUGUCCAGCAAAAAAUUUUUUUCCUCAACUUGCCAAUUGCCUGUGUUUUUCUCUAGUUGGGACCUGUUUUCUCAUUAUAUUAGCUAAACAACUAAAACAACUUAAAAAACACAACUGAGCUUGUAGAUAUUUUGUUCUCUCUGUGGCCUUGUCUUCCUUUCCAUUAGUUUAGCUACUUAAAAAAUUGUGCUCUUCCUAGUCCUACUGCUGUUCUAGCUUCUUCACCCUUUUCCAUUAUGCUAACAAGCUUACACAAUUCCCUCAACUGAGGAAAUUUGAUCGAGGGUGUGGAGUUAGUAGUACAACAAGAACAAAAACUUGCCACCAUCUAAUCAACCUGUUAUAGUCUGUUUCUUUUCUUUUCUUU
This is a messenger RNA of Pogona vitticeps (central bearded dragon), 2205 nucleotides long. NCBI's taxonomy places the organism in Eukaryota, Metazoa, Chordata, Lepidosauria, Squamata, Agamidae. The record is from RefSeq and is a predicted model, not a curated record.